Molecule: messenger RNA, 2353 nt
Organism: Zingiber officinale
Lineage: Eukaryota; Viridiplantae; Streptophyta; Magnoliopsida; Zingiberales; Zingiberaceae
Product: mitogen-activated protein kinase 9-like
Exons: 11
Coding region: 343-1977 (544 amino acids)
Biological process (GO): intracellular signal transduction; protein phosphorylation
Cellular component (GO): cytoplasm; nucleus
Molecular function (GO): ATP binding; MAP kinase activity
Source: RefSeq, a predicted model, not a curated record
UAUUGUAUCGCGGAGAGGGAGAGGUGGUAAAAGAGGGCUAGACUCUAGAGGUUCGUCGCGUUGGCAAUGCCGCGUUGGUCGCCCCACUUCCCUUCUCCUCGCCGCUCCUCGACCAUCGCCUUUUUAGGGGGAGUCGACGCCUCCUGGAUGGGCUCCAUCGCUUGUUCUCGCGCCAUCCCCGCCGUGCCACCUUUGCGUCGUCCUUGACCACGACAAAGCAAUCCGGGACGCAGUAGGGAGGAAGAGGAAGAGGAAUCAGAGAACUAGUUUCUGGGUGAACAGUAUUCUGGAAUAUUUGGUCUUGCAAUCAUCUUGGUGCCCCGGAGGACGGAGGAGGCCGCCAUGGAACCUCAAAAGAAGAGCAAGCUAGAAAAUGAAUUCUUCACGGAAUAUAGUGAAGGAAGCCGAUAUCAUGUACAAGAGGUUAUUGGAAAAGGAAGCUAUGGGGUAGUUGGGGCUGCAAUUGACACCCAUUCUGGAGAGAGGGUGGCCAUCAAGAAGAUCAAUGACGUCUUUGAACAUGUUUCUGAUGCCACUCGAAUUCUGAGAGAGAUCAAAUUGCUUAGGUUGCUACGCCACCCUGACAUUGUAGAAAUUAAGCAUAUAAUGCUUCCUCCAUCUCGAAGGGAAUUCAGAGACAUUUACGUUGUUUUUGAGUUGAUGGAAUCAGAUCUUCAUCAGGUUAUAAAGGCAAAUGAUGACCUCACACCUGAACACCAUCAAUUCUUUUUGUACCAGCUUCUUCGAGCACUUAAGUAUAUUCAUGCAGCCAAUGUUUUUCACCGAGAUUUGAAGCCAAAGAAUAUUCUCGCCAAUGCAGAUUGCAAACUGAAAGUCUGCGAUUUCGGUCUUGCCAGAGUAGCAUUCAAUGAUGCUCCAUCGGCUAUAUUUUGGACAGACUAUGUGGCAACAAGGUGGUAUCGUGCUCCUGAAUUAUGUGGCUCAUUUUUUUCUAGAUAUACACCUGCAAUUGAUAUAUGGAGCAUAGGAUGCAUCUUCGCAGAAAUGCUCACAGGAAGACCUUUGUUCCCUGGCAAGAAUGUUGUGCAUCAGUUGGAUCUCAUGACCGAUCUCCUUGGCACGCCUUCAGCUGAAUCUAUUGCUAAGAUUCGAAAUGAGAAAGCUAAAAGGUAUUUAAGUAAUAUGAGGAAGAAGCAACCUAUCUCUUUCCAUCAAAAGUUUCCUUGUGUAGAUUCUCUGGCUCUGCGUUUACUUGAACGUCUUCUAGCAUUUGAUCCUAAAGAUCGGCCUACUGCUGAAGAGGCAUUGAAUGAUCCUUAUUUUCGAGGCCUGGCAAAUGUUGAACGUGAACCUUCGACCCAACCUAUAUCAAAACUAGAGUUUGAGUUUGAGAGGAGAAAAUUGACAAAAGAUGAUGUACGGGAGUUGAUUUAUCGAGAGAUCUUGGAGUAUCAUCCUCAGAUGUUGCAGGAGUAUCUACGUGGUGGAAAUCAAAUUAACUUUAUGUACCCUAGUGGAGUAGACCUCUUUAAGCGGCAAUUUGCUCAUCUCGAAGAGCAUUAUGGUAAUAAAGGUGAUAAGAAUGCUGCUCUUCGGCAACAUGCCUCCUUACCAAGGGAGAGGGUUGGUGGGAACAAAGACAGGUCUGCUGAUGACAAUAAUGAAUAUGAAGGGCGAAGUGUUGAAUCUGUUGCCCGCUCUACUCUUGAGAGCCCUCCUGGGUCACAGCAUGGCGAGAGGUCGGAUCACUCAUCCAUCGCUGAUGUAAACAGAUCAAAAAUCGGUGCACGUAGCUUGUUGAAGAGUGAAAGCAUCAGUGCUUCCAAGUGUGUAGUAGUCAAACAAAGGAAGGAUAAAGAAGUAAGCGCACACUGGCAAUCACUACAAUGUAUUUUGUUCCUGAUCCCGAUCCUCUCUAUAACUUCCUGUUUUGCGGUAUUAGCAGAGGAAAUAGGUGAGGUCACAGAAGACUCGGUCGAUGGGUUGGAUUCCAAGUUCUCACAUUUACAUUCCUGAUAGGAUCACACAGUCGAUCGAUUCCCAGCAAGUUCACACAUUUAUAUUCAAUCUUGACAAUUCGAAUGAUGUGUGAGAAACUCCAGAGUUAACUGGUAGAGUAUAUCGAUCAUGGCAUGCUCGAGUGGAGCCCUCAGCUCAGGUUAACAGAUGAGGUUCAUCAACAAGCGCUCUGUAAGCCAUAUUUAUUUGAGCUGUUACUAUUGUAUCUCAUACAAGAUUGCACCAACCAGCAGAAAUCUACAAUCCUGUAACUAUUCAACUUUUUGUUUACACCUAAGCCAAAGGUUUGGGGAAUGUUAAAUCAUUUUAUUUUGAUUGAGAAAUGUUAAAUUAUUUGACACUGAUGAUCAUCUUGAAGAAGAUAUUCGUAUAA